AUGACUCAGAACUGCAGGGCACUGAAGCAAUACUUGGAAGAUCUAGUGGCAGCCGGGCACCUAAGGGAUUACAUUGAUCAGGAUAAGGAAGUGGCCGAACUGGGGAACCUGCCACCAGAACCGAAUAUUGAGCACCCACCUCGGUUGAUAAUAAAUGUGAUCCACGGGACGGCGACUCAAGAAUCUGAUGAGGCACUGAAAGAAGAGAUCGCUAAGGCUGCGCAAAUUCAGAGGGUCAUGUCAGUAAAGCCUGCAUCGAAAAAGCACCUCACCCCAGCGGCAGCCCCGUUGGCCGGUUUCAAUUCACAGCCAGAAUGGCCUCUUGGCAGAAUAGUGUUGCCAGUCGUGGCGGGAACAAAAACCCUCCAGAUAGAGUUCUUGGUUAUUAAUACACCAUCCCCUUACAACGCCAUACUUGGCCGCCCAUGGAUUCAUCAAAUGGAGGCAGUCCCUUUAACCUACCACCAGCUCAUCCGUUUCCCAACGGAACACGGAGUAGAGCAGAUCUCAAGGGAUCAAGUUGUGUCCAAACAUUGCUUCAUGGCAGCAUUAAAGGCAAAGCAACUCUACAAUCGGGUAGAGAUGGUAGAAGUGGCCGAACAGCCAGUCUUGGAAGAUGUAUGGGGAAUCCCAGAGGAAAAGAUGGUAGAGGAUUUUGAGAAAGUCUUGGUAAAAGAGGAUGACCCAGAAAAGUACUUCCUUAUCGGGUUGGACCCAGAAUUUGCUUGCCAAGAGCUCAACAUCAACCCUUCAGCUCGGCCCAUUGUGCAAAAAAGUCGGAGAUCCUCAGUCGAGCACACCGAAGCAGUAAUUGCCGAAGUCGAAAAACUCUUGGCUUCAAGAGCAAUCAGGGAAGUUCACUUUCCUCUGCCUUGCAUUGAUCAACUAGUAGACUCAAUAGCAGGGCAUGAGCGCAUGAGUUUUCUGGACACUUAUAGCGGUUAUCAUCAGAUACCACUGUUCGGUCCGGAUCAAGAAAAGACAGCAUUUAUCACUCCGAGAGGAACUUACUGCUACAGAGUGAUGCCGUUUGGCCUCAAGAACGCCGGGGCGGCCUACCAGCUGAUGGUCACUCGGAUGUUCAAGGUCCAACUGGGAAAAACCAUGGAAGCUUAUGUAGAUGAUAUGGUAGUCAAGAGCAAGUUCGCUACAGACCAUCUUAUAGACUUAAGAGAAGUUUUCGGCAUAUUAAAGAACCAUCAGCUUCGCCUCAAUGCCUUGAAAUGCGCUUUCGGGGUUGGAAGAGGGAAGUUCUUGGGAUAUAUGGUCACUCACAGAGGAAUUGAGGCAAAUUCGGACCAAAUAAAAGCAAUACAAGAUCUUGAAGUACCAACAAAGGCUAAGGAGAUGCAGAAACUGGCCGGAAUGGCGGCCGUACUAAAUCGGUUCAUCAGCAAGUUUUCAGAUCGGAUGAAGCCCUUCUUCCAGCUUUUGAAGAAAAGGGCAGCAUUUGAAUGGAGUUCCGAGUUCACUGAAGCACUAUAA
Camellia sinensis is the source of this 1485-nucleotide messenger RNA. RefSeq lists its product as uncharacterized. The record is from RefSeq and is a predicted model, not a curated record. NCBI's taxonomy places the organism in Eukaryota, Viridiplantae, Streptophyta, Magnoliopsida, Ericales, Theaceae.